This is a messenger RNA of Dromiciops gliroides (monito del monte), 4106 nucleotides long. RefSeq names its product galactosylceramide sulfotransferase-like. Gene Ontology annotation, biological process: galactosylceramide biosynthetic process; myelination. Lineage: Eukaryota; Metazoa; Chordata; Mammalia; Microbiotheria; Microbiotheriidae. Gene Ontology annotation, molecular function: galactosylceramide sulfotransferase activity. Bases 271 to 1518 code for a protein of 415 amino acids. The transcript has 3 exons. Gene Ontology annotation, cellular component: membrane. The record is from RefSeq and is a predicted model, not a curated record.
CCUGCACCUGUGCCCCACCCGGAGGAGCCGGUGGCCCAGGACUUGUGGGGACAGGCACUGGGGUUGGACCGGGGGCUGGGGGAGCCGGGAAGCCCAGGUGGGCCAGCGAUCGGGGCCUGGGGGCCCAAGUGUCCAUGCAGGGGCAGGGCAGAGCAGAGUCCCAGACCAGUGCUGGACAGCCGUGGGGAGCCCCCAGAGCCCCGGAAAGGACACGGAGGAGGCACCACCGGGGACCUGUCCAGAGGACCCCAGGACAAGAGGGUUACUGAGAUGCCUUCUCUGAGGAGACCCUGGCAUUCCAUGGCAAAGGCGCUCAUCCUAGGAUGCCUCUUCACCGGCUUCCUUCUGCUAUUCUAUGCCUAUGUGACCCCCUUGCAAGUCAGCAUGACUGACCCCCCAGCCGAAACCUCCUGCUCCUCUCCGCCGACGCCCCCCGUCAACAGCAGCAGCGAGGGCUCCUGCCGGCCCAAGACGGACAUCGUGUUCAUGAAGACCCACAAGACGGCCAGCAGCACCCUGCUCAACAUCCUCUUCCGCUUCGGCCAGAAGCACAAGCUCAAGUUCGCCUUCCCCAGCGGCUACAACGACUUUAACUACCCGUCCUUCUUCAAGCGCAGCCUGGUGCACAACUACCGGCCGGGCGACUGCUUCAACAUCAUCUGCAACCACAUGCGCUUCCGCUACCCCGAGGUGCGCGGCCUGGUGGCGCCCAACGCCACGUUCAUCACGGUGCUGCGCGACCCGGCCCGGCUCUUCGAGUCGUCCUUCCACUACUUCGGCAUGGUGGUGCCCUUCACGUGGAAGCUCACGGGCCGCGACAAGCUGGCCAAGUUCCUGCAGGACCCCGGCCGCUACUACGACCCCAAGGGCUUCAACGCGCACUACCUGCGCAACCUGCUCUUCUUCGACCUGGGCUACGACAGCGGGCUGGACCCGCGCAGCCCGCAGGUGGCGGAGCACAUCCUGGAGGUGGAGCAGCGCUUCCACCUGGUCAUGCUGCAGGAGUACUUCGACGAGUCCCUGGUGCUGCUCAAGGAGCUCCUGUGCUGGGAGCUCGAGGACAUCCUGUACUUCAAGCUGAACGCGCGCCGGGCCUCGGCCGUGCCCCGGCUGAGCGGCGAGCUCUACCGGCGGGCCACGGCCUGGAACCAGCUGGACGCGCUCCUCUACCGCCACUUCAACGCCAGCUUCUGGCGCAAGGUGGAGGCCUUCGGGCGCGAGCGCAUGGCGCGGGAGGUGGCCUCGCUGCGGCGCGAGAACGAGCGCAUGCGCCGCAUCUGCAUCGACGGCGGCCGGGCCGUGGACGCCGAAGCCAUCCAGGAGGCGUCCAUGCAGCCCUGGCAGCCCCUGGGGACCAAGACCAUCCUGGGCUACAACCUGAAGAAACGGAUCAGCCAGCGGCACCAGCAGUUGUGCCGGAAGAUGCUGACCCCCGAGAUGCAGUACCUCAUUGACCUGGGGGUCAACCUGUGGGUCAUCAGGAUAUUGAAGUAUAUCAGGGAGUUUCUGCGGUGGUGAGCGGCCCGCCUCUUAGCCUCGGCCUGCCCUCUCUGUUGUUCCUCUCCCAGCCCCCUUUGGUGCAGUACCUGGGUCUUUCCUCUCAGGGACGGAGAUGGUAGGGUCCUCAGGGAGCCCACCUCGGCAAGACUGAGCAAGAUCUGACCUUUAACCUCUGAUCCUGCCGGCAUCUCUCCAUCACUCCCCUGGCCUAGGGUGAGACCUGCAACAGAGAGGGCAAGGCCAAGCCCUCAGACAACCAGGCCUCAGACUGGCCACCAAGACACCUUUAACCAGGAGUAGUAUUUGACUAAUUGCAACUUUUAUUUAAUAAGAUAAAAGAAAAAAAAAGGAAUGUUAUGUAUUUCCACCCCUACCCCCCUGCCACUCAUGUAGGGGCAGCCUUUGAAGCAAAGGAAUUUGUUGUUUAUGUUUCUGUUCACUGGUCUCACUAGUCACCGGCGGGGGCAGGGGCACAAUAGGAGAUGCUAAUGUGAGCCUCUGUAGAUGGUCAAGAGUGUGUGUCUUUCUUUUGGGGUCCUCCAAAAGCUACUCCAGGUUUAAAGCACACUUUGAGUCAACAUCCAUUCAAACCCAUAACUCAUGAGCCCCCAUCCAUAUUCUUCUUACCAGAUCAACCAGAGGACAUGGGAGGCCAAAACAAAAUAUAUUUAAUUCAGUGUCAUAACAAAAUAAAGGACAAGGAAAAUCGCCCCAUAGUUAGGGGUAUACUCCCUUAGACUUCCACAGCAACACUGAGGAGAGUGGGAGCAUAUAUGACCAGAGUAAUGCAUGUAGGAGAAGCCACAUAUGUGGCUGAGGAAUACAUGUACCCGAUAGAAUAAUAACAGUAAUAACAGUGAUAAUAAUAAUAGCUAGCGCUUAAAUGAUGAUUUAAUGAUUGAAAAGCACUUUACACAUAUGAUCUCAUUGGAUCCAUGCAACAAUACCCCAUUCUGUGACUGCUGCUGCUACUACCUUCCUUACAGAGUUUCGGAUGUCAUCUUCUUACCAGGGGCUCCUUUCUCCACUGCCACACACCACUGAGGGCUCUGCUGAUCUGUUCCCUCCACUAAGUUGCUGUCUGCUAGUGUUUCUGCUGGGUUGACAUCUAACCACAGCUGCUAUGGGGCCUUUUCUUCCUUGGAGAAGACGUGACUUAGCUGCUUCAGUUAGAAACACAGCUUUAACCAGUCGACCAGAGAAGCCACUGGUCCAAAAGCAUUUAUUAAGCACCAACUAUGUGCCAGGCACUGGGCUCAGUACUAAGGAUACAAAUAGAAACCCCCAAAGAGACGGUCCCUGCCCCUGAGAAGCUCACGUUCUAAUUCAAGAAAACACAUAAAAGGGAUAGGAAAAGUGGGGCGGGGGAGAGAGAAAGUAGCUCUCUGGGAUCUGGUGGGGAAGAUGGGUGAAGGAUGGCUUGCCUGAGUACUUUCUCAGAAGUUCUGGGAGGAACGCACCAGUGGGAGGAGGGGGCCUCAGGGAUGGAGGGGUCCUCCGGGGUGAAAGGGCUGGAAGAAGAGGGAGCCCCAGGCACAACAUAUCUUUGUAGCUGCUUGAUUCACACAUUUUUGGAGUUAGACUUGGAAAAAAAAAAAGUCCUUUCAAGUCCCAUUAUGCCCCUGGCCACGCCAUGCAAAUUAGCCUCCCAGAAUUCGAUAUUGCAAGACUGAGGGGGCAGGCUAAGAAAAGUCAGGCUCCCAAGCAGCUCACAUUCUAACGGGGGAGACAAUACAUACCGGUGAUUUAAGCAGCUAGUCAAAUGGAACAUGAUCCCCCGGAGUGCUGCAGGAAAACACUGAAGCACGUCUCCUUUAGUAAAACCACAUCCGGUUCUGAUGCUGAACCACAGGACAGGACCAGAGAUGUGAGCUGUGGGGAGUUUCUUUUCAGGGUCCUCAGUAGCUGUGGCUGUGGGGGAUAGAGUCCAAGUCAGGAGGGACUAUAGAAAUCAUCUAGUCAAACCCCAUCAUUUUUAUGGAUGUCACAGAGCUAAGAUUUGAACUCAGGUCUUUGGAUCUUUUCCAUUGUACCAUCCUGUCUGCCCUAAGAUUUGGGCAAGCUCUGUUUCUUGUUACUUGCAUGACCACAAGCAAAUCCCUUGCCCUCUCCCUUUCUGCCUCUGUAUAAAGAGGCGGGGGCACCAGAGGAGUUUUAAGGUCUCUUUCUGCCUUUGACAAGUCUGUCGGCUGUGGCUCAACGGUUCCCUCUAAUGUCCAAUCCUUGAAGCACAAGGAGAGCCAGGCACUGUCCACAAAGCUGGGGGUGGGGGUGGGGGGGGGUAACUUCCUGCUGUUUCUCCUCCAUGGACAGAUUAUUUAAAAAAAAAAAAUCUUGAGGUAUUGGUGGACUACAAGCUCAACAAUGAGCCACCAAGGCAUCCAAAAAGCCUAAUGGAGUCUUAAGUUGCACUAAGAGAGGCACAGUUUCCAGGAAUGAAGAGUUUGAGUGGGGAAUUAAGGUUGAUAUCAAGAAUUCUAGCCUGGGUAGGAGAGUGUGAAGUGAGCAGAACCAGGAGAACAUUGUACACAGCAACAGCAAUACUAUUCGAUGAUCAACUGUGAAUGACUUAACUAUUCUCAACAAUACAAAGAUCCAAGACAAUU